CGCCUGCGCGCUGCAGGCUUCGGGCCUCCCGGCCUGAGGGAAAGGAGCCGGGAAGAUGGCGGCUGUGGUGGAAAAUGUAGUGAAGCUAAGAAUCUGAAUGAAUUUUGCAAUGGGUUCAUGCCCCCCGUGGGCGAAUACAGCAAGCUCCUUUAAUGGCCUUGGGGAGCAGUAUUACAAAGAUGCAAUGGAGCAGUGCCACAAUUACAAUGCCCGCCUCUGUGCUGAGCGCAGCGUGCGCCUGCCUUUCUUGGACUCACAGACCGGAGUAGCACAGAGCAACUGUUAUAUCUGGAUGGAAAAGCGACACCGGGGUCCAGGAUUGGCCUCUGGGCAGCUGUACUCCUACCCUGCCCGGCGCUGGCGGAAAAAGCGGCGAGCCCACCCUCCUGAGGAUCCAAGACUCUCUUUCCCAUCUAUUAAACCAGACACAGACCAGACCCUGAAGAAGGAGGGGCUGAUCUCUCAGGACGGCAGUAGUUUAGAGGCUCUGUUGCGCACCGACCCCCUGGAGAAGCGAGGCGCCCCAGAUCCCCGAGUUGAUGAUGACAGCCUGGGCGAGUUUCCUGUGACGAACAGUCGAGCACGGAAGCGGAUCCUAGAACCGGAUGACUUCCUGGAUGACCUCGAUGAUGAGGACUAUGAAGAAGACACUCCCAAGCGUCGGGGCAAGGGGAAGUCCAAGGGUAAAGGUGUGGGCAGUGCCCGUAAGAAGCUGGACGCUUCCAUCCUGGAGGAUCGAGAUAAACCCUAUGCCUGUGACAAUAGUUUCAAACAAAAGCAUACCUCGAAAGCGCCCCAGAGAGUUUGUGGAAAACGUUACAAGAACCGACCAGGCCUCAGUUACCACUAUGCCCACUCCCACUUGGCUGAGGAGGAGGGCGAGGACAAGGAAGACUCGCAGCCACCCACCCCGGUUUCCCAGAGGUCCGAGGAGCAGAAAUCCAAGAAGGGUCCCGAUGGAUUGGCCCUGCCCAACAACUACUGUGACUUCUGCCUGGGGGACUCCAAGAUCAACAAGAAGACAGGACAGCCCGAGGAGCUGGUGUCCUGUUCUGACUGUGGCCGCUCAGGGCAUCCGUCCUGCCUCCAGUUCACCCCCGUGAUGAUGGCAGCAGUGAAGACCUACCGCUGGCAGUGCAUCGAGUGCAAGUGCUGCAACAUCUGUGGCACCUCCGAGAACGAUGACCAGCUGCUCUUCUGUGAUGACUGCGAUCGUGGCUACCACAUGUAUUGUCUCACCCCGUCUAUGUCUGAGCCUCCUGAAGGAAGUUGGAGCUGCCACUUGUGUCUGGACCUGCUGAAGGAGAAAGCUUCCAUCUACCAGAAUCAGAACUCCUCUUGAUGUGGCCACCCCCGAUCCCGCAUACAUCUAGGGCUGUUUCUCUCCUGUUUUUCAUACCCACCUUCCCUUCCUAAUCUCUUUCACAAGUCCAGAGAACCUCGGGGAGGUCGUGCCAACCUGCCUUUGGCAGCAGCAGGCUGAGGUGGCAGCUCUGACCGCCUCUGGCCCCAGGCCCUCAGGGAGAACGGAGCGUCACACUGCCCCAAGGCAUACCUGUGGGCCCAGCUUCUCACUGUUCUCCAUGAAGUGCAUUCACUCUGUCUGCCUUGGGCCCCGGCCCUGGUAUUCACAGGGUUCAAAGAGUGUCCUCUGAGAAAGAGUGGGAGAGCAGCUCACUUCUCUCAGCUCUGCCUCCACUCUGGUCCCCAGGGUUUCCCCUUCCCCUGGAGGUGAGCCAGGCUGGGGCCUCUGCCAGAGCAGCUGGGAGUGAGAACUGAGCAAGCUUGCAAGAAGCUUCCGGUGCCCUCUGUGCUGCUUAGCCUCACAGCCUCCUUCCCCCAGAGUGGCUCUCUGCGGCUCUCUGUUCCUGCUACCCAGGAUCCUUUGCCUGAGCCAGGAUGCUCUUGGUCACCCUCCUGGCUCUAUCCCAUUCCCACCACCCCACGCCACGGGGAGUAGCAGCUUCACCUGAUUGUUCCUUGUGCUUGCCUGGCUCACUGUCACGGGCGCUGGUCUCUAGUGACUGAAGCAUUCCCCACCCUUGUUAUUUCCUGUCUUCUGCCUCCCCUCCUUAUUCCCUUUGGUUUUGUGGGGAGAGGGGAAGCAUUAGGGGGCCAGGCCAACUGCUUGGGGGCCACAGGGAGAUGUUGGAUAAUGUGCCUGUUUUUUAACUCGAUGAAAAAGCCUACCUCCGAAACCCCCUUUUUGUUCUUCCUGGACCUGGGCAUUCAGCUCCUGCCCUUAACUGAAUUGGGAGCCUCUGCCUCCUGCUCUGUGUAUCCUGGCUCCUGGGUGGUGGGGAAGCCACAUAGACAUCCCUUUCUUCCCUGGCACACUCGCUAGCAGCUGGUAAGGUCUUCGCACCCUGAUUCUUCAAUUUUCUGCCUGGUGACACAUUAAGUAGUGUGGGGGGCGGGGACAGUCCAUGCCAGGACACCCUGGAGUGUCCUUCCCCUUGGCUGUGGGCAGGCCCUAAUUCACUGUCAUUUUGGAGUUGAGGUGUCUUUUUUUUUUUUCUUUCUUUAGUUCCUGUAUUCUAAGCAUUAGUACAAAUAAACAUUUUUACACAGAGCCCUCUGCUGGAUUGUUUAUCUCCAGACUCCCUUUCCUGGUUAAGGCCACUUCAUCCUAAAACUUUCUUCCUUAGGACAGUGGCUUUUAAAUGUUUUGAAGCAUAGCUUUUACCCCAAAUUAAAAUUUUUGCU
Molecule: messenger RNA, 2706 nt
Organism: Balaenoptera musculus (blue whale)
Lineage: Eukaryota; Metazoa; Chordata; Mammalia; Artiodactyla; Balaenopteridae
Gene: DPF2
Product: double PHD fingers 2
Exons: 13
Coding region: 98-1342 (414 amino acids)
Biological process (GO): nervous system development
Cellular component (GO): nBAF complex; nucleus
Source: RefSeq, a predicted model, not a curated record